AUGGCUACCGACACUGCCAUUAACUUCCCCCUCUUUUAUCCUACUUUUAUUUACACUCUGGUGAUGUGCCUGACAAAAUGCACAUUUGAAAUGAAGCACCUGGCUUGUCUUGCUUGUCUUCUGCACCGUAUUGCCGCCUGUUGGGAUUGGGACCUUCCAGCUGCCGAUGCAUAUGACGAUCCUAUUGCCAGCGAUGACGGCGGUGCCCGAGGCGAUAAGGAUGACGAUACCCAUGGGGAUGUAUAA
Dibothriocephalus latus is the source of this 246-nucleotide messenger RNA. Lineage: Eukaryota; Metazoa; Platyhelminthes; Cestoda; Diphyllobothriidea; Diphyllobothriidae. The record is from the annotation of a GenBank genome assembly.